GCGGCGGCACACUUCACCAGAGUGCUGCCCAUCAUCAGGUCCUGCAGGUCGGCCAGCAGCGCAGUGAUCUGAGCGGAGGUUAUCAUGAGACACUCCUCCCCCAGCAGCACACAUAUAAACACUGGAAACACAAUCAAGAUUUUAAAAAUGGCCGACAGUCCAAAAGGCAACUCUGGUGACUUUGCAAAGAAAGUCCAAAGACAGCUGAGCAGAAGCAAAGAAAAGGUUCUGCAGAGGCUGGGGAAGACGGUGGAGAGCAGAGACGACCAGUUUGAACAUUUCCUGCACCAGUUUAAUGACCAGCAGACCGACGGGAACAGGAUGUACAAGGACCUGAGGAACUACAUCAAUGCAGUCAGAGACAUGCGAGAAGCUUCCAGACGUCUCUCCCAGUCUCUGUUCGACUCCUACGAGACGGACUGGGCUGGAGAGGAGGAUCUUGGAGGCAUCGUAGAGGGAGAGGACCUCCUGUGGAACGACUUCGAGGUGAAGCUGUUGGAUCAGGCCGUGCGCACCAUGGAGUCCUACGUGAGCCAAUUCCCAGAUGUCAGGGAGAAAGUAGCCAAGAGGGGAAGGAAGCUGGUGGACUACGACUCCACUCUGCACCACCUGGAGGCUCUGCAGACUGCCAAGAAGAGAGACGACGUGAAGAUCAACAAGGCAGAAGAAGACAUGCAUGCAGCCAGAAGUGUGUACGAAGGCAUCAACGAGGAGCUGAAGGAGGAGCUGCCCGUGCUGUUUGAGAGCCGUGUCGGAUGCUUCGUGGUCGUGUUCUCAGCCGUGUCACAUCUACGGAACAUCUUCUAUAAGGAGAUGAGCAUGAUCAACAUGGAUCUACAGAACGUGAUCAAAGAGCUGCAGGAGCAGCAUCCACACAAACUGUUCUCUCUGAAGGGGAUGCAGCGGUAUGGCUCCCUGAAGAGACGCUCUCUGAUGUCCCCUAAAGCCUGGAAAUCCAGUUUCUCUGAGUUCCACAAGAGCUACAGUCCUAAACCAGGCCAGAGGUUUAGCUUCAGGUCCCCGGACAAGCCUCGCCACGGCACGCUGUCCAGGGAGAGCAGCACCCUUGCAGUCUCCCCACACUCCCCACACCUCCCGGAGAGCCCCACCGCCGAGUCCAGGGACCUGGACGCAGCAUCCUGCCGCAGUGAGGGCCACGGUUGUGCAGCUGGAGACCAGCUGAAGCCCGGAGAGGGAAGCAGUCAGCUGGAAGAGGAGGAGGAGGAGGCAGUGAAGGAAGAGGAGCCUCCUGCAGAGUCUGCUGAGAAUAAGAAGGGAGACAAAGCUGCAGCCAGUCAGAGCAGCUCUGAACUCAACAACUCCUGUGACUCAGAGAGUCUGGAGCUGCAGCUGUCUGCAGCAGAGGACGGCCCGCUGCACAUCCAGGAGAGAGGAGACGACCCGCUGCAGCCGGACUCCUCCACAGCUAACGGCCCGGAGAACGGAGAAGUCUCCGGCUUCAGCUCCGACACCAAGAAGCCUCACAAGGAAGCUCCUGCAGAGAGAGCUGCGGACUCCAAGAGCACAGACGUUUGAAGUCUUCACACUUCAGAUUCAGACACAGGAGUCAGAAGAGUGAAGUCAGCAGCUGCACGGAGACCAAUGUGGAGCCGGCAGCUGUGAAUGUCAAACUGUCAGGAGUUUCAUAUUUCUCCUUUAUUGAAAUCAUACAGUAAAGUGUGUGAGCGCCAUGUUGAAACAUUUCUGCAGGACAGAUUCCAACAUUCUGCACCAAACAUUUUAAAAUCAGAGUUUAUGUUUAGCAAACAUUAAUGUUUUUCUUUAUUUCACAUUUCACUUUGAUCUUUUUCACUCAAUCUGUUAAUGAGCAUAAAUCAUGAUGUCAUUCUGAACGAGGGGUGUUGUGCAGCAAUAUGUUGAUUAUGCAUAAAGAGAUGUGUAGAAAUGAUUAUGAAAUGUAAACACAAUAAAUCCUUCUGUCUUAAUUACAUUUUAAAUAAGGUGUCAACAGCUGUGCUUCUGAGGGAAACG
Molecule: messenger RNA, 1992 nt
Organism: Cottoperca gobio
Lineage: Eukaryota; Metazoa; Chordata; Actinopteri; Perciformes; Bovichtidae
Gene: bin2a
Product: bridging integrator 2a
Exons: 13
Coding region: 85-1536 (483 amino acids)
Biological process (GO): plasma membrane tubulation; podosome assembly; phagocytosis, engulfment
Cellular component (GO): podosome; phagocytic cup; plasma membrane
Molecular function (GO): protein binding; phospholipid binding
Source: RefSeq, a predicted model, not a curated record